AUGAAUACAAUGCUUGCAACAUUCAUCCUAAUUUCCUGCUCUGUGAUCAUCCUAAUCAAUUCCGAUAGGCCAGCCGAAUGUGAAUUACCGUCGAAAACCGGCCCAUGUCGAGCCAUGUUUCCAUCAUUCUAUUUCAAUUCAACUACAGAACAAUGUCACGAAUUUGUUUAUGGUGGUUGCGAUGGAAACGGUAAUCGUUUUGAAACGAAAGAUGAAUGUCUUCGACAUUGCGUAAACCAAACAACUCUUACUAAAUUGUUGACAACAUGCCAGAAGAACCAAUUCCGUCCUACACAAUCAAAGACAAAAUUGAUCCUUAAAUAUCCCUACGUUGCUAUGGAUACCGAAUUUCCGGGUAUUGUCGUACGUCCAUUAGGGGAAUUUAAAACUACAGCAGAAUAUCAAUACCAAUGUUUGAAACUGAACGUUGAUUUUUUAAAAAUUAUUCAAUUAGGUCUAACUUUUAUGGAUAGCCAAGGAAAAAGUCCACCAGGCGUUUGCUCCUAUCAAUUUAACUUCAAUUUCAACUUAACUAUGGAUAUGUAUGCACAAGAUUCAAUAGAGUUGUUACAGAAAUCUGGCAUACAAUUUAAAAAGCACGAAGACGAAGGAAUUGAUCCGCAUUUAUUUGCUGAAUUAUUAACAACAUCUGGUAUUGUAUUUAUGGAAAAUGUAACUUGGCUUUCGUUUCAUGCGGGUUAUGAUUUUGGUUAUUUAUUGAAAAUGCUCACAGGAAAAUUAUUACCCGAUACAGAAACCGACUUUUUUGAUCUAGUAAAGAUAUUUUUUCCAACAAUCUAUGAUGUCAAAUAUUUGAUGAAAAGCUGUAAGAAUCUAAAAGGUGGUUUAGAAGAAGUUGCCAAGCAACUUGAAAUUGAACGCAUCGGUCCACAGCAUCAAGCCGGUAGUGACAGUUUAAUGACUGGUCUGUCGUUUUUCCGCAUGAAAGAACUAUUUUUCGAAGAUUCAAUCGAUGAAGGCAAAUACUCAGGACAUUUGUAUGGUCUCGGAGCAUCCGCAUUUCCAGCUGGUGGUUUUGGAUAUGAAAACGAUCCUGUUAAUAUAGUGGAAAACGAAACGUUAUAUGUAUCAUUUUAA
Adineta ricciae is the source of this 1098-nucleotide messenger RNA. NCBI's taxonomy places the organism in Eukaryota, Metazoa, Rotifera, Eurotatoria, Adinetida, Adinetidae. The record is from the annotation of a GenBank genome assembly.